GGCCGCAGUGGCGUCGGCAUUUAUCGUGUGUCUUGUAUAUAUACUCGACUGUAUUCAUCGACUCUAAGAAAUGGCUCUAAAGACAUUGACAUGGCUGAAUCUAAAUUUCAUGGAGAAGAUUCUGCGAAGAUCGGAAGAUGAUAAUUCGAUUCAGGUGAUCGACAUAGUUUCGAAACCUGCUACAAGCAAGGGUGACAACUACACCAGCGACAUGAUCAGGAUUACUGCCGAAUAUUCGCGCAACGAAGGAAGCUGUAAAAUUGAAGAGAAAAAGUCAAUUAUCCUUAAAAUCUUGCCUGAACCCGGAAACAAACAAAAAUUUGUUAUAGAAUCAGGUCUCUUUCACACCGAGAUGUUAAUGUUGUCAAAUACUUUGAAUAAAAUGAAUAGAUUGUUAGAGCCGAAGUAUCGCUUGAGCGGAAAGACUUACUACAUGCAAAAUGAAGAUCCAAUGCUUCUGGCGAUCGAAGAUCUCACGUCUCUCGACUUUCGAAUGGCCGAUCGUUUGUCUGGUCUUGACUUAGAUCAUUCCAUAUUGGCGAGUCGUGGACUAGCAAGGUUUCAUGCUGCUUCUGUAGCUCUAUGUGAGAAGGAACCAAAACAAAAAGAGAUGUAUUCACUAGGAAUAUUUAACAAGCAGCAAUCGUCAGGAAUGAAAGAUAUUGUCAUUAAGAGUACUAAAAAUUUAGCAAACGAGAUUGCACACUGGCCAGAAGUAAAAAAAUACUCGGAAAAAAUUGCUAAACUCUCCGAUCACAUAUAUCAAAUAGGAAUAGAUGCAACUAAACUCUGUAAGGAUGAAUUUAAUGUCAUUAAUCAUGGUGAUUUUCAUGUGAACAAUAUGUUAUUCAGAUAUGACAAUGAUGGCAAACCUAUUGAUCAUAUUUUUAUAGACUUCCAAUUGUGCGUUUACACAACGCCGGUACUUGAUUUGAUAUAUUUUCUCAAUACAAGUCCUUCCUUGGAUAUCAUGGAAAACAAAAAAAAUAUUCUAUUAAACGAAUACCUUGACACCUUAUCAGUGAUUAUGAAACAAUUGAAUUGCAAGACACAGGCGCCCACCAUGGAAGAACUGAAGGUUACCAUAAAGCGAAAAGCUAGCUAUGAAAUGAUAGUAUUCUUCGUCAUUUUACCGUUUUUGCUGUGCUCUAAGGCUGAGGCGAAAGAUUUGGAUGAAUUAUUAAGCUCUGAUGUAAAUCCAGGUGUCAAAAGCGAGAAUUUUAGAAAGUUAAUGAUAAAAAGACUGCCACUGUAUGACGAAUGGGGUUUAUUGGAUCUCUAAUGUAUACUUUAUCUUUAAUGAUAAAAUAUAAAAAUGGAAAUGCAAAUAUAAAUAA
Molecule: messenger RNA, 1337 nt
Organism: Trachymyrmex cornetzi
Lineage: Eukaryota; Metazoa; Arthropoda; Insecta; Hymenoptera; Formicidae
Exons: 6
Coding region: 71-1282 (403 amino acids)
Source: RefSeq, a predicted model, not a curated record